UCGUGUCAAGCGCAGUAGACAGCCACUCAGGAGAACAACAACAUUCAUUAUAGUUUACCUAUCAUAAAAGUAUGAAUUAUUUUGCACUUUACUAUAACCUACCCGAUUCUUAGCCAAUCCCCCAUAGUGGGUACGUGCCAGUAGAUCACAAGGAUCUUCAUCUACAUCUAGUUAGGCCCGAGAGCAAAGGAGAACCACACGAGUGAGCCAUCUAACUUCAGUGCUUCAUUUCCCUACAGGAGUAUCGAAGCGAAUUCUGCGAGAACUCGGCAUGGAAGCCAAAGAUGAGGCGGGGACUGGCUCGCCGAAGUCGUCUCUGGAGCGCCGCGAGGUUACGUCGCUACCCGUCGUGCUGGGGCUGUUCGCGGCAUCGACGUUCACUGACGUCAGCAAGAUGAUCUGCAGUUACUCGCUUCGCUACCACAACGACGGUGCGUACCCGAUGAACCAGUCGCUCAUGGUGGCGCUGACCGAGGUGGUCAAGUGCGUGCUCGUGGCCGUCGCGCACGUGGUCACGAGUGGCUCCCUGCGCGUGCGGCCCUCGCUCAAGUUCCUGCUGCCCUCGCUCAUCUACAUGCUCACGAACAACAUCUUCUUCUUCGCGCUGAACUACGUGACGCCCGCAGUGUGGCUCGUGUUUACCCAGUGCAGGAUCUUCCUCACGCUCCUCGUGUACAAGUACCCGUUCGGCAGACACGUGACCCGAGCGCAGUGGACUGCUGGCGCCCUCAUCGUGGUGGCCGUGGUUGGCAGCCAGGCGGACGCCCUGAUCAGCCAUGCGCGGUCCGCGUCAGUGGCCACGGCCCUGGCGCUGGCACUGCUCUGCGGGUCUCUCUCCACUAUGGCGGCUGUCUACACAGAGUACUACUUUAAGAACGACAGUCGCACCAUUUGGGAGCAGCAGUUCCAGAUGUACUUCGGCACCGCCUGCAUCUCCGGCGCAGCUGCUUUGUUUUCCACAGAGUCACUCGUCUCCACAGACGAGCUGACCGGCCGUGUGCGGAAUUUCCUGGUCGCCACCGUGGUGUUCAGCGCCGCGUACGGUCUGUGCGUGGCGCUUGUUGUGACGCGACUGGACAACGUGGUCAAGUACCACCUGUCGGCCACUUCCAGCCUGCUCAACACGAUCGCCUCGGCCGCCCUGUUCCCGGACCAGUUCCGCGUCACACCGGCUUACGUCGUCUCGUUCGUCGUGCUGAUGGUGGCCAUCUACCUUUACGAGAAGAAGAGCUUCGCGCUGCCCGACUGCUUAGACCGCUGGCGUCACGACAGCUUCAAGCGCGUCGGCCUGACGACAGUGCCAGUUACAGGCGAUGACCCCUACGACGCCGAGGACGUUGACAACGAGAAGGUGUCACUUGUCGAAUCGGGUCGAGCCUGACAGUGACGUGAUGCGGACAACCCAAGUCUUGUGUGGUGUUCUGUGACAUUAACGCUUCAUCAUCACGUUGUUCACUGGUCUUGUUGGAUAAUCAUUCACUGGCCUCUUUUAAUUACACUUUCAUCUUAUUGAUAA
Dermacentor andersoni is the source of this 1516-nucleotide messenger RNA. RefSeq names its product CMP-sialic acid transporter-like. Gene Ontology annotation, molecular function: pyrimidine nucleotide-sugar transmembrane transporter activity. The record is from RefSeq and is a predicted model, not a curated record. Gene Ontology annotation, biological process: pyrimidine nucleotide-sugar transmembrane transport. Gene Ontology annotation, cellular component: Golgi membrane. NCBI's taxonomy places the organism in Eukaryota, Metazoa, Arthropoda, Arachnida, Ixodida, Ixodidae.